Ananas comosus (pineapple) is the source of this 718-nucleotide messenger RNA. RefSeq lists its product as uncharacterized. The transcript is spliced from 2 exons. NCBI's taxonomy places the organism in Eukaryota, Viridiplantae, Streptophyta, Magnoliopsida, Poales, Bromeliaceae. Bases 125 to 412 code for a protein of 95 amino acids. The record is from RefSeq and is a predicted model, not a curated record.
CUCACAGAAAAUUCGUCGUUGACCUUUCCUUCGACUCUUCGCCAUCUAGGGCUCCAAACGUAAAACCCAAAGAGAGAGAGAGCGAGAGAGAGAGAGAGAGAGAGAGAGAGAGAGAGCGACGGCCAUGGCGUUGAACCGUGGGAUCCGAUCCGGCAUGAAGCUGUUGACCUCCUCCGAAUCAGCCCUUUCCAAAUCAGUUUCUCGAGGGCUACAUGCCACUGGGGCAAAGAGAAUGGGUGCGCAUGGCCAUGAUGAACCAUUCUACCUUCACGCCAAGCACAUGUACAACCUGGACCGCAUGAAGCAUCAGAAGCUUAAAGUUUCUGCAUCCGUGCUUGCUGCGUUCAGCAUCGGUGUGGCUGUUCCUGUCUAUGCUGUCAUAUUCCAACAGAAGAAAACCGCCUCAGGGUGAUAAUUCUAAUGCUGGAAACAAUAAAACAUCAAAACUUCAGUUGUUUCUUCCGCUGUUCGAAUCACUUGGUGAUGCUUUUUGUUUUUUUGGGGAGGUCAAAUUUGGGACUUGGUUUCCCCUAAAACAUAUUAAAUGUUUCAUUAAGAAAUUGAUAACAUAAAUUGGGUUCUUUGCGGUGAGUUAGAAUCUGUGCUUUGAGAUAAUUUCUUCUAUUUCAGUUUGAGUUUAGCUCGUUGAACUAGCCUUUGGAUGAUAAAUCCUGUUCCUUUUUCUUAUUUUUAGAGUCCCUUGCUGUUUCUCUGUGUU